This is a messenger RNA of Exophiala bonariae, 567 nucleotides long. RefSeq lists its product as uncharacterized. The transcript has 2 exons. The record is from RefSeq and is a predicted model, not a curated record. Bases 1 to 567 code for a protein of 188 amino acids. NCBI's taxonomy places the organism in Eukaryota, Fungi, Ascomycota, Eurotiomycetes, Chaetothyriales, Herpotrichiellaceae.
AUGCAUGCCAUUCAUCUUCUAUCAGCAUUACCGCUACUCAGCAGCGUGGUACACGCAAGGGCAUGGUUUCCAUGGGGAGCAUAUGCCCACCCUGUCACCGUGAAGUGCUUGACUGACGAACAAGCACAAGACCUAGCGACCCGCUAUGUAUCUCGUUAUGACACAGGGGCAGUAACAACCCUCGCCGAUCUGACCAGUAUCGUCACGACAGACUUCACCAGCUACGACGAGACUGCGACCGGAGGUUAUAGCAACCAGCCAGCAACUCAAGGCAUUCAGGAGUUUUUCGACUCGCUGACCGCUAGCGGCCCAUCUUCCUUCACCAAUGCCGUGCAGUAUCCUCUGUUUGUCCUGCACGAUUGCAACACUAUCUCGUAUCGAUGGCAAUUUGAGGCAUACUCCACUGGGUAUAAUGCUACUGUUCCAGCUGGCAAAUUCCUCAAGUUCAAAGGGACCGACAUCAUCUCAAUUGAUCUGGAGAAAAUGUUGGUUUACAAUGCUACCUCAUCGGGUGAUUGGAUCAAUUUGGCUCGAGAACUGGGCCAAAUUGGAAACUUCUUCCCUUAG